Messenger RNA from Marasmius oreades (fairy-ring Marasmius), 657 nucleotides. RefSeq lists its product as uncharacterized. The transcript is spliced from 3 exons. Lineage: Eukaryota; Fungi; Basidiomycota; Agaricomycetes; Agaricales; Marasmiaceae. The record is from RefSeq and is a predicted model, not a curated record. Gene Ontology annotation, molecular function: methyltransferase activity. The coding region runs from base 1 to 657 and encodes 218 amino acids.
AUGACUUCGAAUGCGAGUGCUCGCACGCAAAUUGAGGCCCUCCUAAGCCUCAUAUCCUCGUCAACCCAAGCAGCCAUGUCAGAGUAUGAGAAGACCGGUCAUGGAAUUCCUACCCCCAACUCCUUGGAAUCCCAUCCGUUGGACAAUGAAGCUGGAGCCCUUGCGUUAAGAAGGGCUAUACAGACACUUGAAGCUGCAUGUGAGCAGUUAUGCAGUACUCUUGCUCAGCCAAUGCACACGCUACUCAAUCGCUCCAUGCCAUACGAGGUACCCUGCCUCAAGCUUGUUGUUGAGGAAGGGAUAGCCGAUAUCAUUGAAGCCACUGCUCCAGAUGGCGCCAAAGGAAUGCACAUAGACGAUGUUGUUACUAAGAUGAAGAAUAAAGCUGACCUGGAAAAGCUCAACCAGGGCGUUUACGCGAACAACCGCAUGUCACUCCCAUUACUAUCGUCCAAUCCGAUAUCUUCAACCAUUUUGAUCUACUCAGGAGACAUCCUCCAGGGCGCCUCCAUGCUACCUGAGGCGCUGGUUCAUCCCAAAUAUGCAUCCAGCAUGGCAGUCAACAGAAGCAGUUUUUCGUAUCUGAUCAGGAACGAGAUGGAGAAUGCUUCGUAUUUUGAUUGGAUCCAGUCAAAUGUAGUAAGAUUCCGGAUAUAA